AUGGCGGCUCUCCCGCCCCCGUCCUCGUCUUCGUCAUCCCGGCGGACGAGGACGGGUGACAAAGUGGUCGGCUCCUUCACUAUUGAGGAUGAAAUAGGCAAAGGCAGUUUUGCUACCGUCUAUAGGGGAACCCACAAGGCUACUGGAGCUCUUGUGGCAAUCAAGUCCGUCAACCUAUUAAAGCUUAACAAGAAGCUCAAGGACAACCUCUACUGCGAAAUCGAAAUCCUCAAGGGCCUCCACCACCCCCAUAUAGUUGCUCUCAUCGACUGCCGAGAAUCGUCAUCACAUAUACAUUUGGUCAUGGAGUACUGCGAGUUGGGUGAUUUGUCUUACUUUAUCAAGAAGAGGGAUAAGUUGGCAGACAAUCCAGCUCUAAAGGAUAUGGUCAGAAAGUACCCAAUGCCACCGGCCGGCGGUUUGAACGAGGUCAUCGUCCGACAUUUCCUCAAGCAACUUGCUAGUGCGAUGGAAUUCCUCCGGGAUCGGAAUUUUAUACAUCGAGACGUUAAGCCACAAAACCUUCUUUUAUUACCCUCGCCGCAAUACAUAGAGAAGUCGAAAGAUCCUCCUUUAAUAAUGAGCGCGAGUGAGAAGGCGUUGGUCCCUAUGGUUGGCCUCACCUCCUUGCCGAUGCUCAAGAUUGCAGACUUUGGGUUUGCUCGAUCUCUUCCUUCAACCUCACUGGCCGAGACGUUGUGCGGUUCUCCUUUAUAUAUGGCUCCAGAAAUCCUUCGAUACGAAAAAUACGAUGCAAAAGCCGACCUUUGGUCCGUAGGUACAGUACUCUACGAGAUGAUGACCGGACGACCACCAUUUCGUGCAACCAACCAUGUUGAGCUCCUACGCAAGAUUGAACAGAGCGAAGACCACAUUAGGUUUCCAAGGGAAGCCGUGGUCAGCUCGGGGAUGAAGGAUCUAAUCAAAGCAUUAUUAAAGCGGACGCCUGUCGAACGCAUCGAGUUUGAUAAUUUCUUUAACCAUCUAGUGGUGAAGGAGCCCAUCCCAGGCUUGGUAGGCGAUGAUCGGCCAAGCGAGAUUCGAGCGCCAUCCAAGGGAGAUGAAGCCUCAAUAAGUCGGACGCCGUCUACAAGGACCGAUCGUAGACAAGUCCUGAAGACAGAGGUGCCUGCACCAUCCUCAUCACCUCGGGAGCGACCUACUGUACCCUCGUCACGCGCUCUUUCAGAUCCAACCCGGCAAGUAUCAGGACCACCACCUCGCCAUGCACCCCAGCCUCCAACUCCACGGGAACAAAAACGGCCUUCUAUAAUACCGUCCGCAACCGCUCCAAACCCCGAGUAUGUGCCAUCCGGCCGUCCGUUAUCUCGAACUUUCAAUCCUGCUGGAAAAGGCCAGAGAGGUGGAUUAUCAGCACAAUCCUCCACCGAUGAUGUGCCGAAGCAUGAAUCAGCAACAGCGGACUCUCAAACUCGAGAAGCCAUAGCCGAAGCCGAGCAGGCAGUUCGCGAUGCUCGCGAGUAUGUUCUGGUUGAGAAACGUGCUGUUGAGGUCAAUGCUUUUGCGGAUGAAAUGGCUGCAAAUCCCAGGCUGCAAGGCGGCGCUAGACAGACUGCAACCUCCAAGGGCGGACAGAUUGCAAGACGAGCCACAACCCAAGGCGUUCCCUCGUCAACCACAGGAGCCGUCCCGGCAUCCCCUUCUAGAGCAGUCCAAAUAGCACAGGGUAAGCCACGGCAAGAGGCAGUUCCGCGCCGUAACUCGGUUGGAAAAUCAUAUGGGAGCCCUUCCGCGACUUCGGCCAUCGCGAAGGCCCUUCAUGGCGCCAGUGUAAGGGUAUUUGGUGUUGGAUGGUCUCCACAUCUUAUAGGUAAAGGAAUGUCACCACCGCAACUUUACAGCCCUUUCCCAGCCUACCCGGCACCUCAUGGCACGAUCGGUCUACUUGGAGAUGGAAGGCCGAGUGGUCCAGUUGAUGAGGAUCAAAAAGCUGUCAAUAUCAUCGAAGAAUCUGCAACACGAAGUGACGUGGUGUAUGGCUUUGCCGAAGUAAAGUAUAAGCAACUCAUUCCAUUAGCUCCAUCUAUGGAUCAUGGACUUGGAGGGCCUCCGGACAAAUCUAGUGAUUCGAUACACGAGGAUGAGGGUCUCACUGUCGAAGCUGUGGUGGUAUUGUCAGAAGAAGCCCUCGUCUUAUACGUUAAAGCCCUAUCUCUGUUGGCCAAGUCAAUGGACAUUGCUGGAGCAUGGUGGACCCGCAAAAGCCGAGGCGAAAUUGUUGGUGGUAGCCAUAGAGCUGAAUCCGCUACCAGCGUUGCUGCUGGAAAUCGCAUUAACAGCGCUGUUCAAUGGGUUCGAAGCCGUUUCAACGAAGUGUUAGAGAAGGCAGAGUUUGUCAGGUUAAAACUCAUCGAGGCACAGAAGCAGUUACCCGAAGACCACCCCGGACACCCGAGCAACCACACGAGCUCGUCUCGGAUCGCUGGUGCAUCGUCGACCGAUGGGGUUGUUUUAAGCUCCGGUAUAUCGGCUGAGAAAUUAAUGUACGAUCGUGCGAUAGAGAUGAGUCGGACAGCUGCCAUAAACGAAAUCGCCAAUGAAGAUCUGUCAGGCUGCGAAAUCUCAUAUAUCACCGCCCUCAGGAUGUUGGAGGCUGUUCUUGAGAAUGACGAUGUUAUCCCUCAGAUUAGGCGAUCAUCUGGUGGGAGUGAAAGAGACAUCCAGCAAGAGAGCGAUGCAGCAAUUAAUGGGAUAAAGGUGGAGGACAGGGAGGCUGUCCAAAAAGUGACGUCCAUGAUACGCACACGCCUCACGACCCUUAGGAAGAAGAUGGCUAUGAUCGCGAAGCACCAGUCGCUUCCCCCAUCCUCUCCUCGCCUCUCAACUGUUAGCUACAGUAGCGGCACUACCCCCACUGUUGCAAAUACUCCGCCGCAUUAA
This is a messenger RNA of Venustampulla echinocandica, 2901 nucleotides long. Its product is annotated as Pkinase-domain-containing protein. Gene Ontology annotation, biological process: autophagosome organization; autophagy; peptidyl-serine phosphorylation. Lineage: Eukaryota; Fungi; Ascomycota; Leotiomycetes; Helotiales; Pleuroascaceae. Bases 1 to 2901 code for a protein of 966 amino acids. The transcript is spliced from 3 exons. Gene Ontology annotation, cellular component: autophagosome; cytoplasm. The record is from RefSeq and is a predicted model, not a curated record. Gene Ontology annotation, molecular function: ATP binding; protein serine/threonine kinase activity.